AUGGAGCCUGGUACCAAAAGUAUAACUAUCAUUUUUGUAUUUUAUUUGAUCUCUUCACUCUUCUGUUCAGUAUCCGGUUAUGUGUUAUACAGUGAAGUGGAAGCAGAGGAUUUCUUAAAUUUAGCGGCAGCAGCGUAUGCGGAUUCUAGUAACAUAACCGCUCGCCAGUCAUGUAUAGAUAUUUCAUUUCCUACCGACGAAUUCCAUGUUUUAAUGGUUAUGUCAGCGCCGUGCGAUAAGCGUGGAAACCAAUGUCAAGCGUUCAUCGCAAUCUCCGAUCUCACAAAUCAAGUGAUUAUCUCAUUUCGCGGCACCAAUAGUGGUGGUCAGCUAUUAUCAGAGUUUGGCGACGGGUUAGAAGAUUAUAUUCCGUAUACGGAAGUUGACGGGUCGAAUAACACUGUUCACGUUGGACAUGUGAACGUAUACUUUUUGGAUGCGAUGAACCAAAUGUGGGAGGAUAUGGUAGAGCCGACCACGAGGAACCGACAAAACUAUACAUAUUUGAUCACUGGACACUCGCUGGGUGGAGCAAUGGCCACUCUGACGGCUUUCAGGAUUUCAUUCAGGCAAUUUUCAAAUAAGAUCAAAGUACACACAUUUGGGGAGCCACGUGUCGGAGAUAUUGUCUUUGCUAGUUAUUUUACGGAUAUGGUUCCGUAUUCCUUCCGAGUGGUCCACCACUCCGAUCCGAUCCCUCAUCUACCACCAUUGAAUGUGGAUAACGAAUCUGCUCCAGGCAUGCCGUAUCAUCAUCCGAGAGAAAUUUGGUAUAAUGACGAUUUCUCAAGCUAUGUUUUAUGUAGCGAUGUUAAUGGAGAAGACUGGAGUUGCAGUGACAAAUUACGGUUUUGGAACUAUGGGAGCAAGGGCGCCUACCGACAUACACAUUAUUUCAAUCACUUUGUCUCUGAAUACGGCUCUAUGGGCUGUAAAUUCACAUCACAAAUCAGGAACACGUUUAUUUCACUUUUCAUGUCUAUCUUUGUUUUGUUUUAUGUAUAG
Caenorhabditis briggsae is the source of this 1005-nucleotide messenger RNA. Lineage: Eukaryota; Metazoa; Nematoda; Chromadorea; Rhabditida; Rhabditidae. Bases 1 to 1005 code for a protein of 334 amino acids. The record is from RefSeq and is a predicted model, not a curated record. The transcript has 10 exons. Gene Ontology annotation, biological process: lipid metabolic process.